AUGGUUAUGGCAACAGUUGCUAUCGAACAAUUUGCCCCGGUUACAUUCUUGAAUAACCACAAUUUUGCGCCCCAUGUCAAAAAGAAUUCCUUCUUUGACAACCAGCAGAAUGGCGCCUUGGUAGCCAAACACAUGAUUGGCGAUGCCCUCCGCCAGCGCGUCGAGGGCAUUGACCAUGACUCGUGUGACCCAGGAGAUGAGGAUACGUUCUUUGUGGGCGAUCUCGGCGAGGUCUACCGCCAGCAUAUGCGAUGGAAGAAGAACCUUCCCCGUGUGAAGCCCUUCUAUGCCGUCAAGUGCAACCCCGACCCCAAGGUCAUCCAGCUUCUGGCGGGUUUAGGCACUGGCUUUGAUUGUGCUUCCAAGGCCGAGAUUGAACAAGUCUUGAACAUGGGCGUCGAUCCCUCUCGCAUCAUCUACGCCCAGCCCUGCAAGACCAACUCCUACGUGCGCUACGUCGCUAGCCAGGGCGUCAAGCAGAUGACAUUUGACAAUGCCGACGAGCUGCGCAAGAUUGCCAAGCUCUACCCCGGUGCCGAGCUGUUCUUGCGUAUCCUGACGGACGACUCCUCGAGCUUGUGCCGUCUCAGUCUCAAGUUCGGCGCCUCUCUCGACAGCACCGAUGAGCUUCUAGCUCUUGCCAAGGAUCUCGGUCUCAAUGUCGUCGGUGUCAGCUUCCAUGUGGGCUCCGGAGCCUCGGACCCCCUCGCCUUUCUCAAGGCCGUUCAGGAUGCCGCUCAUGUUUUCAAGCAGGCUGAGAGCUAUGGUUUCGUCAUGAAGACUCUCGAUGUCGGCGGAGGCUUCACGGGCGACAUUUUUGAGGACAUGGCCCAUGUCCUCCGUGAAGCUCUUGACGAGUACUUUCCCCCGACCGUCAACAUCAUUGCCGAGCCUGGCCGAUAUUACGUGUCCUCGGCUUUCACCAUCGCAUGCAACAUCAUUGCUCGCCGUACCAUCCAGGAUCCUGCUACUGGCGAGACAAGCUACAUGGCGUACGUCAACGACGGCCUGUACGGAAACUUCAGCAGCAUCAUGUUCGACCACCAGCACCCCAUUGCCAAGGUUCUGCGUACUGGUCAGCGGACUCUGUACAACACGCCCAUGUCGGAUGCUUACCCCACCGGUGUCAACGGUGGCCUCGAGUACUCCAUCUGGGGCCCAACCUGCGACGGCAUUGACCGCAUCACCGAAAGCAUCCGCUUCGACCACGAACUUGAUGUUGGUGACUGGCUGUACUUUGAAGACAUGGGCGCUUAUACAAAGUGCUCUGCCACAAAGUUCAAUGGCUUCUCUGAUGCUCAUGACGUUAUCUACGUGUGCAGCGAGCCUGGGGCUCGGGCACUUCUCGGAUUGUAG
Molecule: messenger RNA, 1356 nt
Organism: Neoarthrinium moseri
Lineage: Eukaryota; Fungi; Ascomycota; Sordariomycetes; Amphisphaeriales; Apiosporaceae
Exons: 2
Coding region: 1-1356 (451 amino acids)
Cellular component (GO): cytoplasm
Molecular function (GO): ornithine decarboxylase activity
Source: RefSeq, a predicted model, not a curated record